Puccinia graminis f. sp. tritici CRL 75-36-700-3 is the source of this 1582-nucleotide messenger RNA. RefSeq lists its product as uncharacterized. The transcript is spliced from 11 exons. The coding region runs from base 100 to 1515 and encodes 471 amino acids. Lineage: Eukaryota; Fungi; Basidiomycota; Pucciniomycetes; Pucciniales; Pucciniaceae. The record is from RefSeq and is a predicted model, not a curated record.
GAACGUUUGUCGAAGGCGAUGAAGAAGGUUGAUAUAUCAUCAACCGUAUCCGGCCUACACCGCCAGUCGAUACGCUAGGUGAAGCCAGCAGAAGGCAGCAUGAAGGUCCUCAAGCGAUUCUCCUCCCCCGUCGCCCAUUAUUAUUUAGGUCUUAGUAUUAUCUCAAUAUUUUUGUCGGCUAGGAGUAGCGCCUUACUAGGUGCGGAGCCCAGAAGGUCGCCACGCUCAAGCUCACUCGCAUUGGCCCGAAGAUCAAUUAACGAAACCGAGUCACCCCAUGCCACUACGCAAACUCAGGCCCAUCCAAUCCUUCUGACGAGUUCACCCGACAGCAGGGACGCCUGUCAGCCCAGAACGCUGUCUCCAUCCUUGUGGUCCCGAUUGAAUUUGGACGAGUAUCUACUCCAGUACCCCGGGGGGCAGGAAACAAGUCUCGAGGAGUUGGCAGUCAAAUCGAGACUAUUAAAUUUUGAUUGUGGAAUUAACAAAUUAUGUUAUGCUGGUCAGUUAUGUUCGCCAGUUCACGGGAAAGACUGGUAUAUCUUGGUCGCCGCGCAAGAGUGGAACUCAUACAUGAACGUGGUAUAUCAAGCCGUUGGCUUUGCUAUGACAAUGAUGCAAGGAAUCAUUCCAUCAAUGAUAAAAGAUCUCUUCCCGGACAAGCAUGACGACUGGGCCAUUGCGAAAGCUUAUUUGACAUUUUUCUCGAGCUGUGCCAAAGUUCAUCCAACAGAAGGACAUCUAUCCAGCACCAAAUGGUGGAUGCAACUGGUCCAAGGACAGAUCGGAUUGGCAGCUGGGGAAGCCAACAUUAUGGAUUACGCCGUCAUCCCGGAUCCAGUUAACCAGCAUGAUAAAUGGACUUAUUUCAUUUACGAACUUUCGAAAACUCAAGACUUGAUUCAAAGUAAACUGACCCAAAACUCGGAAGAAAUCAUCAGCUCUGGAAUCAGCACCGAGCAGGGAAUCUACGGUGUUCUCAAAGAUGGGGGAUUCCUGAUCGAUCAUGUCCACUGCCAAAGCCUUGUUAAUCUAGCAGCAAGUCAACAGAGCGAAAUGAAACUAUCAAUCCAAUUGAACCUCUUGGCUGCCAUUUGGGAAAAACAAAAAUAUUUUAUUCUUCGCGGAAGUGACCCCUGUGAUGGAGAUGGAGAGAAUGGUGCUUCCUCAGGAAAGAAUCAAUUGUCUUACUGCAAUCCGGACAACAUCAUGAUGAAAAUCGUUCAACUGAAGACACGAAACAAGAUCACCAGUGAAAUUCACAACGGACAUUUAGUGUUGGAAAACUAUAACUUUACGGCCCAGUUUCUGACCGAAAGAGCAUGGAGAUGUCAAUCGAAUACUAAGCAGUUUGAGCCUGAGGUGUGGAAUUCUUCAAAGCCAAUCAAAAUCGACUCGGAGUGUAGUUUCAACCUGGCAGUAUGUGAUCUCACUUCACCAGAAACCAGGGAAUUGAGGAAGAAAGGGAAAAGCAUUGCAGAGAUUUGUAGGAAUCACUUGGGCUUACCAAUAUAAAACCAGCUGCAUCAAUGACCAGACUAACAGAUCUCCACAAUCAAGCAAAUUCCAUAUCAUCUUCCAA